Molecule: messenger RNA, 162 nt
Organism: Penicillium arizonense
Lineage: Eukaryota; Fungi; Ascomycota; Eurotiomycetes; Eurotiales; Aspergillaceae
Exons: 3
Coding region: 1-162 (53 amino acids)
Source: RefSeq, a predicted model, not a curated record
AUGGCCGGUUUCCCAUUUAGCGAGUCGGAUGGGGUCCAGUAUGAUGGACCCACCUCGGGGUACCAAAUCCAAAUUGCGGACGUCGAGGCGGGACAUUGGCUCAUCUCCGAGAAACCCGAAGAUUUUCGGCAAGCGGUUGUCAAGUUCUUGGGAUCACAAUAA